Messenger RNA from Austrofundulus limnaeus, 4423 nucleotides. It is a transcript of the gene ldlrad2, whose product is annotated as low density lipoprotein receptor class A domain containing 2. Bases 292 to 1455 code for a protein of 387 amino acids. The transcript is spliced from 5 exons. The record is from RefSeq and is a predicted model, not a curated record. NCBI's taxonomy places the organism in Eukaryota, Metazoa, Chordata, Actinopteri, Cyprinodontiformes, Rivulidae. Gene Ontology annotation, molecular function: protein binding.
UAUGACAAAAUGGCUCAGCAAGUCUAAAAAGGUUAUCAACUUCUACAUGACUCCGUGCUUUCAUCUGAGGAGCGGAGCCCCGCCCCCCUCCAUCCCUAAUCCUAAUCCGUGCUUCCUGUGUGUUGUCAUGGAGAUGAGAGGACACAUCCCGACAGAACCAGGAGGCGGUUCGGGAUUAAACUUCAAGGCAGUAUUGAUUAUGGAGAAGCCAAAGCUGCAAAGAUGAAAUAAAASAGAGGGAGGCUGGUGUCCGGUGGCUUUACCUCAGACUGAUCGUGUUCAUGGUGAAGGAUGGAUGUGGAGAGGCAGCUGCUCCUCCUGCUCCUCCUGCUGCUGCUGGCCUUCACGGCUCUGCGCUGCUCCGCCAUCGACAUCGUGACGGUGGUGGAUUUCUGUGGCCAGACAAUCCAGGGCGAUGGCAUGAUCGUCAAUUCACAUCAACAAUCCAAGAAAUACUACUUUGUGGACAUAGGGACUGACUGUCAUCUCACCAUGCAGGCCAGAUCCCCUAAAGACAAGGUUCAGUUUUACUUUCGCUUCUUCUUGGUUUACACCUUGCUCAGAAUGGCUCCUCUCAGUCCCGCCCCCCUCUUUCCAGAGUCUUCGCAUGGCUCUGUCUUUCCCAACCCUCGAUUGGAACUCACAUCUGGUGAAAGUUCAGGAGACCUUUGUCAUGCUGGUUCAUAUAUUCAGUUCUAUGAUGGACCAGACAGGAGCUCUCCUAUCCUUGGGCCUCCUCUUUGUGGCAAGAGCCCACCCCGGCCAGUGCUGUCCACAGGAAACUACCUAACCCUGAGACUGGUGACCCGCGGGACUCAGCCCAGGGUUGACUUUGUGGGAGACUUUACCGCUUUCAGACUGGGUUUCAACCAGUCAGAGUGCAGUAGUGAGCCCUACUUUGCUUGCAGGAAUGGGAAGUGCAUCCCUGUAAGUCUAGUAUGUGAUGACAAAGGUAUCGACAAUUGUGGGGAUGGAAGUGAYCUGGAGGAAAACCUAACAACAGGCUGCAAUGCAGGCCAGCUUUUACCCACGGAAACUCCACCUCCAAUGACAACCACUCCACCACGCUUUAUUAAUUCACCAACAGUGCAGAGUGGGAAACAAAUGAACUGUUGCAUACCAGAUGGAGCUCCCAGUCAUAAAUCAGUGACAGACMCGACACCAUCCCUGUCCCUGCUGAUUUUGUGCUCUACCCUGGGUGUUGUGGUAGGAGGUGUUGUGGUCUGCUGGUGCUGCUGGUCACCCGGCUGUUUUGUUUGGCGUAUCGGCAUCUGCCGCUUUUUGUUCUGUUGCAACUCCACUUGUGCCUCCUGCCAGUUCUGUGCUUACAACUGCAUACGCAACAAGGAGCACCGGGUGGCAAAAGUCAGCCCACACACACCAGUCAACAUUACUCCAAUGGGAACAGCUACCUCUAACAGUACCGAGGAGAACAUAACUGCAGUUGCCAUGUAGAGCAGAACAUCUGUGCAGUUCUGGAAGACAAAGUUGACAAUGCAGGGACAAGUAAUGGAGAUAAGUAAAACUCCUAUUAAGGUACAGUAUACUGAUCUGAUGAGGUUCAGUGUGCRAUGCUGACUUUACCAGAAAGUAGUGGUGUCUGAGGAGGAAUUAUCAUGUUAUUAAUGGAUUCUGACCAGUCUUGUUAACUCACCUGUCAUGCAAAAUUAUCAUUGUCCUUCAUCAUAAACAGUUAAGUUGUAUCCCACUAUGCUKUUACAGUUGGAGUCUAGUUGGYRACCAGCAUUUGCAAUAGYCUUCAAAAUAUCUCUAAAUGUUUGUGGGAGUUAUCAAUUCCUUACAUGACAUUGUGUGUAGUACAACCCAAAACAAAAUGUUUGUAAUGCUUACAGCUGUACCCAGUGCGUURCUGUCUUAAAAGAGUUUAGGAUUAAUGACCCCCAUUCACAUAGCAUAAUUACACUGUUCUCAAAUUACAUUACUACACUGUCCAGAAACWAUGCGACUAUUAGAUUACAACAUCAAAUUGAGGUGCCAAAUGUUCCUACUCCUACACAAGACUAUCAUUCACUAAUCACACUCUAUUGCACAAAAUGAAAGGCCAAGAUCCGACAAAGCUUAUCCACAUUCUGGCCAAGGAACUGCAUCAUAAAGUCCCAAUAUCAAUGAAGUUGGGACGUUGUGUAAAUCAUAGAUAAAAUGAAAUGGAAUAUAAUGAUUUGCAAAUCAUUUUAAACCUAUAUUCAAUUGAAUAUACUACAAAGACAAAAUAUUGUUCAAACAGAUAAACGUUUUUUUAGCUACAAAAGACUGUGAAAAUGAGCCAGUUUUGGAAGACACAAAGUUUGAUUAGGKAUUAAGGGAGCAUCCCCAAAAGACUCAAGCAUGCAGUAUGCUGCAGCCAAAGUGCCAAAAUCGGAUCAGAUUGCCACAGUUUCAUGACAAAAACUGUGUCAUUCUGUUCGCAUUGUUGACAUUUCAAGCCCAUGUUGACAUAUCCUCCCGGGGAAUUUUAGAUAAACGUGCUAAACGAAGGAUUGCAGCUGGGAUCCGAAAAGAUAAACACAAAUUUUUUUGGGACAAGCGGCCUUGAAUUUCUUGCUACUUUCAGUCUCACUGCAUCUCUGCAGAUGGUGAAAAAAAGUACCAAAGUUCCGAAUUCCGUGUCUUCUCGCCUCUCGCCGUCUGAAGCUUCACCCAGGUGUAUUCCUUACAUCGCAGAGGCACGAUCCUGGGCAGCAUUCUUGUCAGAAUCACAUCCAGUAUGCGACUUAUCUCCUCCAGCAUCUGAGUCUGUGUGCUUCCAGAGCGGCMGAUUCCAUYCAUUUUCUCUGACAACUUUUCACAGGCCCACACUGUCUGAUGGUCAGAUGUUCAUGGGAGUGUUUGAUUAUGCUGGAAGUACUCCGAUGCUGCAUUUUGCUUCAACCACACACUUAAAAAAAUAAAACUACUCUCUUCCAAAAGCCAACUGUUGUAGUGUCAGUGAAUACAUGUUUGUCUCUACAUCUACAAAUCCAAGUUAAAACUCUUCCAAGCAAAGCAAAAGUCAUAUAUCAACAACUCCCAGAAUUCUUUUGGCUUCUCUGGGCCUGAGCUCAUCUAAGAUGGACUGAACUAAAGUAGAAGAGUGUCCUGUUGUCUGACGAGUCAUUAUUUGAAGUUGUUUUUGGAAAUCAUCGACGUCAUGUCCUCUGGGCCAAAGUGGAGAAGCACUGUACGUAUUGCUAUUGCGAAGUUCAAAACCCAACCUCUCUGAUGGUACGUGUAUGUAGUAUGUGUUAGUGCCCAUGGCAUGGGUAAUUUGCACAGCUGUGAAGGCUCAAUGCUGAAAGGUACAUACAGGUUUUGGAGCAACAUAUGCCUCCAUCCAAGCCACAUUUUUUUCAGGGACGUCUGCUUGUUUCAGCAAGACAAUGCAAAGCCAUAUUCUGUCUGUGUUACAACACCGUUCAUUCAGCACUCUGAAGCUAAUACAGAUAAAUCAAUCUACAGAGACUAAUCAAUUCUUUAAAUCACAUCAAUACACUGAUGGGACAAACAUCAGAAGCAGUGGGGGUUCAGUGUCUUGACCAGAGACACUUUGACAUGUGACCAAACCGCAGUGGAAGCGAACUGCCAACUCUCACAUUAGAGGAAUGACUCCUCUAACCACUCAGCUACAGCUGCCCCUACAGGUUAAAAAGAAUUUGCAAAUYAUUGUAUUCUGUUUUAAUUUAUGUUUUACACAUCCCACCUUCAUUGGAAUUGGAGUUGUAUACUAGUAAAGAUCAUCCAGGUCAAUAAAUCCAAAAAAAGAUUAAGAAACAAAAAACUAACCUGAAGUUAAAGAUGUUUUGCUUUCCAUCCAGGAGGCUUUCUCAAUUCAAAAUGUCUGGAGUUGUGUGGAGUUCCAAGCUUUAUAGACCUUCCUUGUUAGUGCUUAGACUGACAUGCAGAUUGUUUUGUUUUUUUAACAUUUUCUUGGAUUGAACUGCAUCACAGCAGUGUGGCCUGAACUGUUGUUUGUUCCACACAUGAGAUACAAUCACUUUUAUAAUUUGGUAAAGCAGAUAAACUUUUAACUAUAGACUGUCUCAAAGUGUGAAUGUGAAAGUUUUGUUUUAUUGAGUAAGAAUAACUUUUGUUCGAAAAACAAAUAGAAGAUGUCUUUUUCACUUUAGAAUGUCAGCACAUUUUGUUUGAACUACCUAUGAAGUUUAGGAAUAAUAAAGUUUUGUGUCAACAGUUUCUUUUUUGUGAACAAACUGUUUUAAUCUGUUUUAGAAGAGUUGUGUUUUUGUGAUGCUGUGUUUCCAGUAAUUUGUGGACCCAUGCUGAACAGAUGACUUCAAAGUUGCCCUCCUGGUGACAACAGCUGGUCUGCCUCUGAGAAAUCUGUUCUAACGUCUUUUUCCUGCAGUUUUCCUUUGUUGUUUGUGAAAUUGAAACAAUUAAACUACAAAGUCAUUCAGCAUUUGAA